AUGUCAGACCUCGGUCUGCUCACCUACUACCUCGGCAUUGAGGUGGAGCAGACCGGGAAUGCCAUCACGCUCCGCCAGAGCACCUACGCGAGGAAGCCGGUAGAGCGGAGCGGAUUGGGCGAGUGCAGGGCGCGCCAGACGCCCCUGGAGGAGAAGGUGAAGCUGUCAAAGGACAGCACUGCCUCCUUGGUGGACGCCACGAGCUACCGGAGCACCGUCGGCGCACUGUGUUACCUCACGCACACGCGGCCGGACAUCGGGUUCGCCGUGGGGUACGUGAGCCGGUUCAUGGCGGAGCCGCGGGAGGAUCACCUCGUCGCAGUCAAGCAUCUGCUCCGCUAUGUGGCAGGGACACGCGACUACGGGCUUGUCUACCCAAGGAGGAGCAUAGGAGAGCUGGAGCUGAUUGGGUUCAGCGACAGCGACAUGGCGGGCGACGUUGAUGGACGAAGAAGCACGACUGGUGUGCUCUUCUUCCUUGGAGCGUGCCCGAUCUCCUGGCAAUCGAUGAAACAGAAGAUCAGGCUCGAGUAUGUCGAGACAGCUCGACAGCUCGGGGACAUCCUCACCAAGCCACUUGGGCGCGUUCGACUUACAGAGUUGAGGACCAAGAUUGGAGUUGAGGAGAUCAAGCAAGAGCAGUGCAAUUAG
Panicum virgatum (switchgrass) is the source of this 651-nucleotide messenger RNA. RefSeq lists its product as uncharacterized. The transcript is spliced from 2 exons. The record is from RefSeq and is a predicted model, not a curated record. NCBI's taxonomy places the organism in Eukaryota, Viridiplantae, Streptophyta, Magnoliopsida, Poales, Poaceae. The coding region runs from base 1 to 651 and encodes 216 amino acids.